Messenger RNA from Verticillium dahliae VdLs.17, 1621 nucleotides. RefSeq lists its product as uncharacterized. Lineage: Eukaryota; Fungi; Ascomycota; Sordariomycetes; Glomerellales; Plectosphaerellaceae. The coding region runs from base 23 to 1366 and encodes 447 amino acids. The transcript has 2 exons. The record is from RefSeq and is a predicted model, not a curated record.
AAAGAAUUCGUUAUACUCUAUCAUGUCUAUCAAGAACGUUGCCAACAGCCUCGUCGUGCUUGCCGCCGCCUUUCAAGGCUCAUCGGGUGCAGUGCUUCGUGGGAAAUCUCUCGAGCCCAGCUCACCGCAUGGCCAAGGCAAUGCUCUGGCGCUGGCUGGCGGACACAACGAAGCCUCCCUGGAAGUCAAGAAUGUCCCCGGCGGCAUGUUUCACGGCGGUCACCGUGUCCCGACUGCCGUUUUGGAGAUUGUCAGGCGUGCUUCUACUGCCGGGGUUGCGGUGUCGGAACAGGAGCUGAAGGAACUCAUCGCGGACGUCCAAGACGUCGAACAAAGGCUCUCUGCCUUGAUGAAAGGCCAGGCUGCUGUACUGACAUCCGGUGGCCAGGCAUCAAAUGGAGCUGCCGCGGGCACAGGGGCGUCUGGUUCCUCUGGCUCCUCUGGUUCCUCUGGCUCUUCUGGCUCCUCUGGCUCCUCUGGUUCCUCUGGAGCCUCUGGCUCCUCUGGCUCCUCUGGCUCCUCUGGCUCCUCUGGCUCCUCUGGCUCCUCUGGCUCCUCUGGUUCCUCUGGCGGCUCUGGCGGCUCUGGCUCCUCUGGCGGCUCUGGCUCCUCUGGCUCCUCUGGCUCCUCUGGCUCCUCUGGCUCCUCUGGCUCCUCUGGCUCCUCUGGCUCCUCUGGCGGCUCUGGCGGGUCUCUGCCCUCGAAUGCCGCCUCCGACCCCGACAGGCAGGAAGGCACAGCGACGGGUGUUCCCGACUUUGUGGUAAGUGGUGCUGUCCCUGAUCAGCUAACGACCGGUGUAGCAAACUCGGCCAACUCGUUGGCAGCGACCUCGACCGCUUCAGUGAUUCAGGGAGUCAGCAAUGGCCUCGGCGCAAGUGGUAGCGAUUUGGGGAAAGUUGUCACGUCGUCCGUCAGGGCAGGCGCCAGCGGCUGUACCUUCACAAUCACACGGACCUUGACCGAGUACAUUGUUGACGACCCUACACCACUCCCGGUUGCAGAGGAUGUCUCUGCCAUCGUGAACGGCACUUCUGCGUCGGAGAAUCUCUCAGCCAACCUGAAAGCCAUUCCCUCGGGUGUAGACGGCACAGCCCUUCUCGACAUGGCGCUUGCGUCUCCUGGCGCCCCUGGAGCCAGCGCAUCUCUGCCUUCCAGUGCUGCGGCUCUCGCGGCCGCGCCGGAGGCAACUCUUCCGCCUGCGCCUGCGGAGGUCGUGGCACAAGAAGCAAGCAGCGUGGCACCGAGCGCAGAGCCGGCAGCUGCUGCUGUCAGUGCUGCACCCAGUGGGCCCGGCAUCUUGACCCUGGCAUUCCCUGACGACGAUGCUUCAGCGAUUGUCUGGAGGACCAUUGCUCUUCCUUGAAGUUAGUUUGCGGAGGGUACGACACUUUAUGACAGGGCAGACAGAAGCCUCUAAUGGGACACGACUCGAUAUGAAGGUUUAGGGCGGAGGACUAUAAUCGACGAUGACGAGGGAGGUUUCUUAGCAGGGCCGGCAUAUGAUCGGUCGUCUUGUCACUCUCCAAGGCAGCUUCGUGUUGUCCAUGACACUGCAGACCACCCCACGCAAGCGGGGUGCGGAUGUAAAUCCAAUACAAACUUUUUUUUUUGGGUCUGA